Messenger RNA from Anthonomus grandis grandis, 9598 nucleotides. Its product is annotated as protein furry. Gene Ontology annotation, biological process: cell morphogenesis; neuron projection development. The record is from RefSeq and is a predicted model, not a curated record. The transcript is spliced from 45 exons. Gene Ontology annotation, cellular component: site of polarized growth; cell cortex. The coding region runs from base 128 to 9265 and encodes 3045 amino acids. NCBI's taxonomy places the organism in Eukaryota, Metazoa, Arthropoda, Insecta, Coleoptera, Curculionidae.
AUGUUUUUGUUUAAAUAUAUAUUAAAAGAACAGAAGCCAAAUUAAAAGAAUUUGUAUUUGUUUUGAAUGUGUUUUAAGUAUUAAAUAAUUGAAAAAAUCACCUUAAUGUUAACAAAAUAGUUGCAAAAUGUCUGACCAUCAACAUGAGCCUCACGGACUCGAAACAGAUUUAACAUCAAAUGAUUCAGAUGUUGAAUGUUCUCAAAGUGUGUGCUCCGAUACACAUUCAGACAAUACUUCUGUACACACUGACAAGAGCACAUUGUCUGAAUCAACUAUACAUGCAGUAGUUGGAGGAAGUGAAUCUGAAAAUGUAUCUGCCUUACCUAAUUUGCCUUUGGAAAAAAAAGUUCCAAAUGUCUCGGCAAUAAACCGUAGUAUGCUACUGCCAUGGGGAGCGCAAAAAGACCGAGUAACUCAACUUUUACUGAUGGGUCAGAGUGCCGAGGGCGAAGUGCGACCCGGAGAGUUUGUAAUGCGCAGUCUGUUCCAAGAAUUUACCAUUUUGGCCGAGAAAAAGAUUGAAAAUGUCAUGACAGAGCCACAGGAGAAACCUUUAUCAAAAACUCUUCAGAGGGGUGAAGAUUUACAAUUUGAUCAGUUAUUGGGUGCUUUUGGGUCUGUGGCCGAGCAUUGCCUUCCCUCUUUACUGAAAGCUCUUUUUUCUUGGUAUGAAAGGCAAAUGUCCGAAGUAUCUAAUCCGGAACAAAAGAAGAGCGAUAUCAAACAAAAAAGUAUUAUUAACAUCGUGGCAGGAAAUACGACUGAAACCCCAGAAAGAUCCGAAGCGGAUAUUCAGAAAGAGAAAAGAGAUUUGGCUGUGGAGUUUAUAUUUUGUUUGGUAUUAAUAGAAGUUUUAAAGCAGCUUUCGUUUCAUCCAGGUCAUGAGGAUUUAGUUCAGUAUAUUGAGAACUUAGCUUUAAAACAUUUUAAACAUCAAGAGGGCAUUCAAAACAAUCCAAAUAGUACCAACAUUCAUAUGAUAUGUGACCUAUAUGCAGAAGUGAUUGGAGUUUUGGCUCAAAGCCGUUUUAUGUCUGUACGUACACGUUUUAUGGCUGAACUAAAGGAGCUGAGGUCAAGAGAACCUAGUCCUGCCACUACUCAUAGCAUCAUUAGCCUUUUAAUGGGCAUGAAAUUCUUUAGAGUGAAAAUGGUGCCUAUCGAAGAAUUCGAAGCCUCAUUCCAGUUUAUGCAAGAGUGCGCCCAGUAUUUCCUGGAAGUGAAAGAUAAAGAUAUUAAACAUGCCUUGGCCGGUUUGUUUGUCGAAAUCUUAGUUCCUGUAGCAGCGGCUGUGAAAAAUGAAGUAAACGUUCCUUGCCUAAAAAACUUUGUCGAAAUGCUGUACUCACAAACAGUAGACGCCUGCACUAAAGCUAAACAUAGAUUAGCUCUGUUUCCACUGGUCACUUGUCUAUUGUGCGUCAGUCAGAAACAAUUUUUCUUGCAAUACUGGCACUGUUUUCUCGCGAUGUGUCUUUCUCAUUUGAAAAAUCGGGACCCGAAAAUGUGUCGGGUGGCAUUAGAGUCUCUUUACCGCCUACUUUGGGUAUACAUGAUUCGGAUAAAAUGCGAAAGCAACUCCGCUACACAUUCCCGCCUACAAAGCAUCGUGAAUUCGCUAUUCCCAAAAGGUUCCAAAGGCAUCGUGCCUCGCGACACCCCUUUAAAUAUAUUUGUAAAAAUCAUUCAGUUCAUCGCGCAAGAACGACUAGAUUUUGCUAUGAGGGAGAUCGUGUUCGAUCUUCUUUCAGUCGGUCGACCUAUAAAAAUGAUCCUGACCCCUGAGAGAAUGAGUAUUGGUCUCAGAGCCUUUUUGGUGGUGGCGGACAGUUUACAGCAAAAAGAGGGAGACCCGCCUAUGCCGAGAUCUGUAGGCGUUUUACCCAGCGGGAACACUCUACGUGUACGAAAGACUUUCCUAAACAAAAUGUUAACCGAAGACACCGCAAAAAGUAUAGGAAUGAACGCUUAUUUUCCACACGUGCGGCUUGUGUUUGUGGACAUUUUAAGAGCCUUGGACACGCAAUGUGGGCGUCCUUUGAUGAUGACCAAUACGCAAAACGUUAACAAGGAACCUGAUGAGAUGAUCACUGGGGAAAGAAAGCCGAGGAUUGAGUUAUUUAGAACUUGUGUUGCUGCUGUUCCUAGAUUAAUCCCAGAUGGAAUGACCAGCAGUGAACUGGUAGAUCUCCUUAGUCGGUUGACGGUCCAUAUGGACGAAGAACUGCGCGGUUUAUCUUACUGUAGCCUUCAAAGCUUGGUGGUGGAUUUCCCCGAGUGGAGACAGGAUGUUCUUUGGGGUUUAACCCAAUUUGUCGCUAAAGAAAUUUCUGACACCUUUCCCCAGCUGAUGGAUCAUGGCUUAAAAAUGAUUCUGACCUUGCUUUGUGCAUGGAAAUCGGCUUUAACCAAUACUCCUUUGGUUACUGGAACACUUAGAAUUGGGAAAGAGUAUAGCGAAAUGAAGUCAACAACCCCAGAUCCGAAUCUCACCAAAAAGACUGAUAUUGGUAAAUCAGAGCCUCUUUCCUCCGUCCUUCAUCUCGUGGAGGCAUUUGCUGUAGUUAUGCUAUGCAAUUAUAGGUUAACUUCCAGACGUUUGUGUGUUCUCAUUCUUAAAGAAGUAAAAAGUCUUUUGAAACUCCUUGGCUGCUCUGAAAAUGUGCCGGUCAUCGACGUUUUGGAUCAAAAUUGUGCCUCUAUCUUGGAGAGGUGUUUGCCGUUAGUUUCUCCGGCAGACAAAGCGGCUAUACAAACAGCUACUAAUAUAGAUUUUCAAUGGCUUGCUGACAGAAACUCGUCUACCUGGACAAUGGGGCUUAUAGAAGAAGGCUCAAAUAAAAACCAGAUACCUUAUACAUUUAACGUAAUAGAUCCUUGGAGCGUAUGUCUUUUUGGAUUCUUAGAAAAAGAUAAACUGUUAAGCUUGUGCCCUAUUAUGACAUUGCAUUCCUGGCCAAUUGUUUAUACGAGACUUAAUGCUCUAUUUUCAGUGGUAGAUCCAACCCCUCUAACCGACAAUAGAGCUUCGUUGCUUCGUAGUGCCACGGCCGUAAAGAAACCGCAAUCAGAAAGGGAUCCGUACAUGCAUCUUUGGAAAAACUAUAUAACGUUUGCUUUUAAGGUGGUCCCGCUAAUUUCCAAUCCGAUAGUGAGGUGUGCUAGCCCCGAUUUAAGUUUAAGCUCUUCUCCAGACAGUUUAAGCCAAGAGAAAAGCGAAACUAAACUAUCCGCCAGCAUUUCUCCGAGCGCUCUCUAUAAACUGGUUAUUCCGCAUCUUAGGUGUGAAGUGACCGAUAUUCGUGAUGCGGCAGUUUAUGCUGCUGGUAGUAUUAAUGGACAUGCUUUAAGGGAUCUUUUGGAAGAAUUAACGCCUUAUAUAAGGGACGCCAUUGAUAAAAAACAAGAAAAUGUCAGACGGAGACGUAGGAGAGAUGCAUUAAGACUACAAAUUAUGAGACUGUUAGAAUAUAUUGCCGAAAACGAGACGUUUGGUGUUAGUUCCUGUAGUAUAGAUAAAGACUCGGGUGGCCUACAUGCCAAUUUAGUGGAAUUCAUCGAAGGAGUACGCUACUAUUUAGAGAAUGAGUCUGACAAGAACUCCACUAGCGUACGAGACUUGACAUAUCAUUUCUGUUACUUUCUGAUUAAAUUAAUUAAAAAUUUCAGCCUGGAUAUAAGAAGAAGUCUUCUAAAGCGAGACUUAAGAAAAAGCCUCUUUUCAAUUUUCAACCACUGGGUGGGUAAAUACGCGUUGCCAAAUAUGAAAAACAUUCAGCCAGAGGAAGACAUGUCUAAUAAAAAACACAUAGAGUUACAAUUUGCCGCUUUACAAGCUAUGAGUUCGCUUUUGUGUUGUGGACCCUGCUUUGAUAGUUUGACGGAAGAAAGUCCUUAUUAUUUGUGGUUGGACACCUUGCUGAACAGUUCAGAUGAAAAGAUGUAUAAUUUGGCUCAGGAGACUGUAAUAUUACUUUUGGAAUCGAAUCCUGAUGUGUCGCAGUUACUGGAUUGGCUGGUGGAUAAGUGUUAUACCGGAUCAUCGAAAGUUGCUGAUUGUUGUUUUUUGGCGUUGGCUACUAUAUUUAGCACAAGAGAGUACCCAUGCGAUCAUUACACCGCUAUUAUCAAUGUUACCUUAAUGAAUACAGGCUGUUCUAGACAAAAUGUCAGGGAUACAGCGUUACAACUUCUGCAGUUACUUGACAAAAGAUUCUUUGGUAGCGUCGGACCUUUACAAGAAACCGAUUUGGUGCAAGGUGAUAAAGGUCGGGAUACUUUAGAUGCUAUUUUGGCAACAUCUUACUGUCGCUCACAAAUCCAUCUUUCUAGCCAGUUAGCUUUGUUACAUCCCGAGCUCACGAUGCCUAUGUUCUCCGAGAUUACGUAUAGAUUUCAAACUGCUCGCCCUGAAGUGCGACAAGUGUUGCUUCAAUACUUGAUACCUUGGUUGCACAAUAUGGAGCUAGUAGAUCCGAACAUUCCUCCUAUUAAUCCUCACAUGUAUCAUUUUUAUACAAAUGAAAUGGGCGCAGAAAGAAAAGAAGGUUGGGGGUCAGCAGAGGCUACUGAAAUGGUGCUUAAUAAUAUUUUUUAUAUCACUGCAAAGUUUGGCGAUAAUCAUCCCAAGGAAAUUGAAGAAAUAUGGGGCACGUUAUGCACUUCCUGGCCAAAUAAUAUGAAAAUUAUCAUAAGGUAUUUGAUCAUCAUUUCUGGGAUGGCACCAUGUGAACUGCUUCCAUAUGCAAAACGAGUGGUCCUGUAUCUCGCUAGAGUUCAGCCAGUCAGACUACUAGACGAAAUGAUGCUGGAAUUACAAACCGUCGAGACAUUGAACUGUCUAAUUGAAAGAACCGAAACUCCACCGUUUUAUAGAUUAACCGUAAUGCGUAAAACGUCCAGCCAUUCGGAUGGCACAAAUGGUGUAGCCGGCCAGAGUGAUUGCAGUAGUAGAAACGAUUUGAGUAUUGAAAAAGGAACUAUUCACACUAAAAGGCACAGCGGUGAGGAUCCAUCCAAGUUUGUCACGAAAUCAGAGUCCGGUGGGAACGUAUUUACUGACUUUAGUAUGAAUCGAAAUGAUAAACUUAGAAAUCCAAUGGAUGAUUUAAGUAAUUCUUUGGAAGAAGCAUUGAACGGAGACGAAAUCACUUUAAGAGAAAAAGUAGACAUCCCUCAACCGCAUCCAUUGCCUAUGCCGGAAUUCGGCGGGUAUUUCGCUCCACUCACCGAAUACUUACCAGACACUUCUCAACCCAUUUCCGGUUUCCAUAGAUGCAACGUUGGAGUAAUACUACUUUGUGACAUCGUAGUUGACGGAAUAGAGCUAGACUGGGCAAUCCAUGUUCCUCUUAUGCUUCAUAUCUUGUUUUUGGGACUGGAUCAUAACAGGACCAUAGUGUAUCAACACUGCAAACAACUACUAAUGAAUUUAUUGAUUGUUCUCGCAAACCACAAUGAUCAUUUAACAGUGGCACAUAUUUUAUUAAACAGCCAGUCUAUGCAGCUUGGACUUGGACUGACCACUCCGGUGUUACCGAUAGUUAAUCACGUAUUUACAGAAGUCGAUUCUACGUUUGACGAGUUUCUGUAUAAUCAAGUAGCGCUCACAAUGACUACGGAGCCUUCAACUAAGAAUAAUUUACAAAGUAUUUCUUCUAAGGAAGAGGAAUCUCCUACAGCCGAAGAAAACGACAGCUCUCUGCCACCAGUAAUAGUACUACCAGAAAACUGUGAACCAGUGAUGCCAAUAAAACUAGAUCUGACCACACCUACAGUGAUAAAAUCUCUAAUAGACUUCCUCGCCACCAGGCAAACACCUCUUUGGAACUAUGAAGAUAUCACUGCCAAAGUGUUUACUGUCAAGAGUGCCGAACAAAUCGACAUUUUCUUACAAUACAUCUUAAAAGUCUUCAAGGAUUCCUUACCUAACUCCCACAUCAAUGAAAGAUGGGCCCAGACUGCUUUACAACUUGGUUUGAGCUGCUCCUCCAGACAUUAUGCCGGUCGAUCCCUUCAAAUAUUCAGAGCGUUAAGGGUCCCCAUAACUUCAAGAAUGUUAUCAGACAUUUUGAGCAGAUUAAUUGAAACCGUGGCCGAACAAGGAGAAGAUAUGCAAGGCUAUGUGACUGAACUUCUGCUAACUUUAGAAGCUGCAGUUGAUUCAUUGGAAUCCGACUUUAGGCCCUUGGAUUUAACCAAGGAGAUCUUUAAAUCAACUCCCAAUCUAAACAACAAAGAUGCCAUGUCGUUUAGAAAAAACGCAGAUGGGCUAGCAUCAAAUGCAACGCCUAUUUUAAAUCAUUCUAUCUCAGUGGGACACGCGAGGAGUACAAGUUAUUCCGUUUCUUACGGCUUUAAGAAAUGUUUAUCCGGAGGAGAAGAAAAGAGAAACAGGAAUAGCCAAAAUGAUAUGGAGAAUAGAACGAAGUUUUCUAACAAUUUGUCUCGAUCCAGAUCAGCGCAAAGUUUAAAAAUGCUGGGUGAUUCAGCUAGCCAAGACGACAAACUAACGAUCUUGGCGCAGCUGUUUUGGCUAGCAGUAUCCCUGCUUGAGUCUGAUUAUGAACAUGAAUUCUCUCUAGCGGUUAGACUAUUAGCUAGAGUUAUGCACAGAUUGCCUCUCGACAGACCCGAUGCCAGAGAUAAAGUCGAAAAAUUACAGCAGCAACUCAGGUGGAAUAACUUCCCCGGCGUACACGCCUUGCUUUUAAAGGGCUGUACUCAUCCGAAUCUGUACGAAUCUACCAUAGAACUGCUAUCACAGUUUACGCCGUUAUUAAAUUUUUUGGUAGUAGAUACAUCUCAGAGCACUGCGUUUCCUAUGAACGUAAUAGCGUUAUUGCCCUAUAUGCUGUUAAACUACGAGGACGCUAACGAAUUGUGCAUUAGGGCGGCGGAAAACAUUGCGCAAGUCAGUAUAGAAAAAAGCAAAAAGUUGGAAAACCUGGGCACAGUUAUGAACCUCUACAGUCGCAGAACAUUCAGCAAAGAGAGCUUCCAGUGGACCAAAUGCGUCAUCAAAUACCUUCACGAUACUUAUUCCCAUUUAGGACUGACGAUGCUUUCAUUUCUCGUUGAAAUUUUAGAGAAAGGUCCUAGUAAUUUACAGCUGCCCAUUCUCAACAUUAUCCACUGUGUUUUGCAUUAUGUGGAUCUGGCUACGCCUUCCGCUCAGCCCAUUAAUGCCGACCUGCUUAGGAUCAUUAUUAAAUACAUUGAAGGUCCUCAUUGGAAAGAAUCCCUAAAGAUCCUAAAGUUGGUCGUUAGUAGGUCAAGUUCCCUUGUGGCACCACCUAUAUCUCUGACCAGUCACUGGGAGAGCCAUUUUACCUCUAUACCCCAUCCGCCGACGUUUACUGAAGAUAGCGUUUUUUCUAAAAAAGAACUACCAGGUCGUACAAUGGAGUUUACAUUCGAUUUAUCCCAGACGCCGGUGAUCGGUCGGAGAUUCCUUCACAAAAUUGACGAUGCGGAAAAAAUGAAAACUUCAGUUACGCCCAGGAGGUCCUGUUCUAUUAGUCCGGCGGACGUAAGCAGCCAGAGUGGUUGGAAAAGACCGUGGUUGUGUCAGGGUCGCGUUAGAGAGUGUCUAGUGAAUCUCCUGACAACAUGCGGGCAACGAGUGGGUCUGCCAAAGAGUCCUUCAGUUAUCUUCAGUCAAACAUCCGACCUGAUCGAACGACAAUCCAGCAUGGCUUCCAGUACUGAAGAAGUUUCUGCCGGAAACAACGACAUGAGCGGCGGUUCGAGGCGAGACGACGCCGCUACCGAAUUCGGGGUCUUUAAAGAUUUCGACUUCUUAGAAUAUGAAAGCGAGAGUAUAGAGGGUGAAAGCACUGACAAUUUUAACUGGGGCGUGCGCCGACACCAAUUCAACCAAGGAGAGGACGAUCAGCCCGGGCUGAAACUGGAAGAUAGCCUUAGCGAAAAGACACCAGUGUUGACUGUGAGAAAGGUACAACAUGUGUGUCCGUUUAACCAUAACCGCCAUCUAACCGAAGAGUCGUCAGAUGACGACAUCGAAUCUGAGUCUCCUUUGGACGAAAUAGCAAACGCGCCAGAUUUUGAUAAUAGCAACGCGGAAAGUAGCGCUAUAUUCCCACCAUCCUCUCUAGGUCUUCGAGAACAACAGGCACAUUCUAGCGCUAGAUCUGAUACUAGUGGUUCGAGUGCCGGUGAUUUGGGAGACGUGACUCCUUGUAAUGCUUCCCCAAAUAUUCCCGGUGCGAUAAGCUUGAGGCCUGCUAGAAGUGAAGUCUUGGAUAAUUGGAAUGCCUUUGUUCAAGCCAAUAACUUAUCGACUCCCGAUAACUGUUUACAGUUUUUCCAUCAGCUACAAAACCUCAUCACUGAAAUUUGUAAUUCAACAAUUGAAAUUACAAAGGAAGCUUCCGUAAAUAUGCUGGAUUUUAUUCAGUAUACGUUAGGAACUCAGGCGACUAUUAUACUGCUGACCGCCAGGCUGAAUGCAGUGAUCGAUAUUAUCAAUUAUCGAAUAUCACCCGUCAAUAUGAUAUGGUUUAACACAAUGGCGCUCAGUAAUUCGAGGUUUUACGAAAUUGUAAAGUAUGGUAUGCUGGAAGUGCAGGAACAUCUCGAAACUUUUUGUGAUAAAAGAGAUCAAGCAAUGAUGUACUGUGAUGCAGUUAAAGCAACGCUAAAACUAGAACUUCUAAGUGGUCAACAGCCAGAUGUCCAGCACGAACAAUAUAUAGUGGAUCUGGGAAGAGCGUUGUACAAACUGUUUUUCCAAUUAAUAUUACUGGUAGAGGCCGGCAAUAAGAUUAUCGCUUCCUUGCAUACGUGUUUAAGGAGCGGAGAGUUUAUAGAUGUCAGUCGGGAAAUCGCUAUUAUACGGUCUGCCAUCUUCCGAGCUUCAGAGGACAUGAUUGCGGAUGGGGACGUAUCACCUUCCUCCGCAGUGGGUACAGAAAAUUUGGUGGAAAACCUUUGUUUUCUUAUUGACAACGAAAAAUGGACCUCAGUGGUGCUUUUUUACAAAUAUAACAAGGGGGCAUUUCUCAGAGAGAAUGAGGAGAUAUUCGAUAGAAACAACGAUGUUUUAUCUAUCAUGAAUUUUUAUUGUUCGAAGAUGGUUGAGGAUAGGCCCGAAUGUUUUGUAAUAUCAAACCAGGACUUGGAGCUCCAAGGGGUUUAUACUAGGAUAUAUCAAGUAUCCGCUGCCGUGUCUGAUUUGAAUGAUAAUUUUGAGCGACGAGCCCAAAAUAGCAGCAAAUCAUCUGUCGAAACCAAUAAAUGAAAGAUCACGAUUUAACGUGACCCGAGUAAUCUCAGUAUGAUGUCAAGGAAAAAUGACAAAGAGUUAAUACGUAGUACCAUAAUAAUAGUUACCUAAUGCACUAACAUAUUAACGAGCAAUUAUACUAUUAGUUAUAGUACAUGAUCUAUUACUAUUAAAGUAGAUAAAUAUUACCACUGAAGAAAUCAAAAAUUUCUUGUUAAAAAUAGUCUCCGAUUUCGGUAUAAUAAGUUAAUAUGUUCUCGUAUACGAGUAGGAAUAUAUCAUGACAUUUUUACGUAUUUUUUUUUAUAUUACAUUCUAUCAUCUUAAUAUAAAUUUAUAUGUACUCUG